UUCGACAUUUCUUGUUUAAUUUGUCUAUUGGCGUCUUAUCUGUGAUAUCCAUGAUUCAUAACCCCAGUUCCCUAUUUAGAAUUCCAUUUUGUUAACUUUCGCCCCUUGCGUUCUAUUUUAGGACACACGCAUUCUUUUACUUGGGUACCAUACACUGCUUUUCAUGAAAUGGCUCGAAAGUAUAUUAUUGUAAGGUCCUUGAUAAUCGUCGUAUGAAAACAUCUUCGUACGCUUCUAAAUUCAAAAUUUUACCAUUUUCAUAUUGAAAUGUUGAUUUCUGCUUAAACCGGUGCUAGAGGACGUGGACGGUAACCAUGAACAGGCUCAAUCAAACCGAGCUCGCAACAUUUUCAAUUUCGUCGUUUUGGGCGUUCUUUAGGGAUUCUGGUUUUCAUUAUUUUACACAAUUAAGCGGGUAUUGUGGGGCACAAUCAAGUGAGUUUUUCGAAACAAAACUUUAGUCAAUCAAGCGAGAUUUUUGAAAAACAACGUUACACAAUUAAAAGGGCUUGUCGUUCCUGCAACUUUACAUGAUCGUUACACAUCAUCAGAAUAGCUCACUUAUUAAAUUUAUUCCAUUAAAUCGUGUCAAUAUUGCUUAAUUCAUCAUUUGUCGCAGAAUAUUUGUAACAUAUUACACAUUAAUUGAUUUCCUUCUUAUAGCUUCAACUUAAUUAGUUUAGUAUAGUCUUGUGCCAUGUAUUUAUAUACAUGUAGUUGUUAUAGAAACCAACCAUUUGUAUAGAAGUGAACUUAGGUUAAACUGUUCUUCUUUUUCAGGUGGCAACUUGGGAUACUUAUUGUGGUUGUAGUUUUGUCACUCAUGGCGCAUUAUUGUUUAUUUACACAUCUGUAUCGCAAUCUCCGUGUAAGUGAAUCUGAGUCAAAUCAUUUUAAUAGAACUGAUUAUAAUCAAAACUAUGAUAUUGACAGUAAUGUUGAUAAGGCGAUUAAAAGUAAAUUAGAUCAAACUGACAUUGUAAAAAGGGUACAAAAAACAUUGUCUGUUGAACUAAGUAAAAUUGAUAUUAGUGCGGAUGUAAAACUAAAAAUACAAAACGAAUUGUCUGAUGUUGAUAUUGACAAGAAAGUGAAAGAUUCACUUGAACCUGAAGUUUUAAAGAUAGUUGAAGAAACUAAAUCAACCAAAGUUGAAAUUGAAGAGUUGUUACAAUCAACUCAAGAUAAACUAGAUCAGGAACGUAAGGAACUUUAUGAACAAUUAAAGAACUAUCAGGAUAGAAUAGACAAUGCUGUAAAAGACGCUUCAAAUAUUAAGACAUUAAUUCCUAACGCAGAGGAAAUGAAUCAACUUCAGGAACAAGUUAAGGAAUUGUCUAGAAAUUAUUCUGAAAUAAUGACUAAAGAAACAGAUGAUUCAAAGAUUUGGAAAUUACAGGAGUCUGUAGAAGAGGGAGAAAUAAAGCUAGCAGUAAUAAAUGAAACGUUCUGGGAACUUCAGAAAAAUAUGACAAAGGCUCUGGAUGAAUAUGCGAAACAUAAAGACAGAAUUAAGGAAAUUAAAGAAGAGCUUGAUGUCAUACAACCGAAUACGUUUAAUAAAGGAAGUUUCACGAUGGCAUUUAUGAUUUUAACUGUUAUGGUGUGUGUGCUAGCUGUAGCCGUAUUUAAUAUAUAUCAACGUGGAAGCAGUACGGAACCUGUACAUACUAACGGACCAGUAUCAGCUAAACAAAACAGGAUAGAUAUGGGCAGCAAUGAUGUACUACGACGGAUACCACAAAGUCCAAACCUUCAGCCGGGUGUAUGUAUCAUUAGCUAUGACGAUGCACGUACAGGAUUUCACAGGGAAUUACUCGAUUCCGCGAAUAUCCCAAAAUGUGAUGUAAAAUCUCAUGUGAUUAGAAGACAUGAACAGAUUCUAGCAUUACCGAAGUGUAAGGUCUAUCUCAUGUGUACAGAAUUUUCUGAAAGACAUGUGAUUAUUGAAGAGCCUGGUUUAGGUUUGGGAGAUCUACAUAGAACUACGUAUUAUGCUGUUAAGAGACUGGGAGGUUGUCUCAUUAUAUUGUACACUAAAGAUCCGGGAUCAAGACAAUUGAGAAAUCAAGCAAAACAGGCACUUUACAACACAGAUAUUUACUGUGUGAAAAAGCAACAGGAACUUUCUGAUCUUGAACAAAGCAAUGGAUUCUAUAGUACUUAUGAUCAACUGAGUGAGCAUCAAAAAACUGUACUUAGACAGAAAAUAGUGGACAAUAUGACCUAAAUAAUACAACGAGCACAAGUUUUUAUCAAUAUGGCAAACAUUAUCAUUUUCUGUGAUCGUUAUACAUCUGAUAAUAAUCGCCUUUACAGGGUCAUGUUUCUGGUGGCGUGUAAAAAUAAAUAAGUGUCUACAAAAAUUACUCAACUGCGCUAAGAAUUAUUGUUACAACGGAGAUAUGAAAAGAAUUACAGUAAUAUAAGGAAAACUAUCACAUAAUAUUGCUUUGAAUUAUUUUUCAUAACUAUCACUAUAUAUGCAAGCAAUAUACAGAUUCUCUAAAUUUGCUUUCAUACAAUUGUAGUACGAAAUCGUAUAUUUCAUUGUUGUAGAUUUGUUCUCCAUUGAACCAAAAUGUACUUUGUGUUUUUAAUCAUAUCGAAUUUAUAGGACCAAUGAGCAAACUAUCUGAAGUUAGUGCUUCUAUAUUUUGUACGGAUAGUAUCAAAAUCUAGUGUAUGUUUAUAUAAGAGCAGUCAGUGAUCACAUGUGUCACCUGAUGUCAGCCAAUUAAGCAUUUGUAUCACGGGAUGAUUGAAAAGUUUUGAAAAGUUUCUCUUGCGCUAGUAGUUUUUGAGGAGUGGAAAAACUUUCAAAAUAAAAGUCAUUAAAGAGCCAAAACUCUGACAAAAUAAUUUAACUGUAAAUGCUGAUGAUGUGCACGACUAGAUUUGGUACUGAUACUAGUAAAGUUUGUAAAGUUUGGAUGAAAUUGCAGUGAUAGUUUGUAGAAGUACAGACAAGUGACAGACAAACAAUGGAAGCUGGUCCCUAUAUGUCACGCUACGGUGUACAUAAAAUAUUGUACAAUAUUGAUGAAUGGAACUUCUUAUACAUAGUGAGAAAUCGUUAGAUAUAAAUUCUGAUGGGACCAUAUUUUCUUCGCAGUAUUGAUCAUUACAAUGUUGCUUGUUUAAUUUUUAUGACUUUGUGAUUUGUUUUUAUGUUUAUCAUUAUGUUAUGUAGUUGAACAAUAAUUUAGUAGCAAUUUUAAAGUUUACAAUGUCAUAUUCAUGUAUGUGAUAGGGGUGAUAAAGUGAACUAUAAGUUAGGGUAGAUUUAUGCCUGAAUACAGAUUGAUAUAUUCAUUGACAUACUCGGGAAGAAUUUACUAGGCUUCAAUAAAUGUCUGCUACCCAAAGCAUAGUAUAUUUUUUAAAAGAAUUGGUGAUAACGAAAAUGUCGCAGACACCAAAUGAGCCUAGAAAUAGACAGUAGUGUCCAGACACAGCCCUCUAUAAAACAUAUCAAAUCUGAAAAAAAACUAAGGUUAAAAAUUCUUAUCAAUAUCGGCAAACCAUUAUGCAUACAUCAUCAUUUUCCGCGACCUGUAUACAUCUGAUAAGCCUCGUGAUGAAAGAGGUAUGUUUUUGGAGCGACUAUAAAUAUACGUUUAUCACAUCCUAUGAAAGAAGCAAUGACCAAUGUUAACGUAAUGCAUCUGUAUUAAAAUAUAUUAAACGGAAAAUGACGUAAACUUAUAGAAUUCGAUAUGAGAUAUUGGUGAAUGUAACAACUUAGGCAAAAUGAAAUGAAUGUUUUAUGUAAAUAAUGUAACAAUUAUUCGGAUGGAGUCAUAUUUUCUUUCGUAGAUUUAUUAUGUACACUGCUGUUUGUUUGAUUGAUAAGUGUGUGUGAUUUGUUUUGAUGUAUUUUAAUUAUUGUUUGAAGCUAAACACACGUGGCAAUGUUUACAUUUAUAUAUAUAUAUA
This is a messenger RNA of Ruditapes philippinarum (Manila clam), 3939 nucleotides long. RefSeq lists its product as uncharacterized. The transcript is spliced from 5 exons. The record is from RefSeq and is a predicted model, not a curated record. Lineage: Eukaryota; Metazoa; Mollusca; Bivalvia; Venerida; Veneridae. Bases 824 to 2230 code for a protein of 468 amino acids.